Molecule: messenger RNA, 1143 nt
Organism: Penicillium argentinense
Lineage: Eukaryota; Fungi; Ascomycota; Eurotiomycetes; Eurotiales; Aspergillaceae
Exons: 2
Coding region: 1-1143 (380 amino acids)
Biological process (GO): DNA transposition; DNA integration
Molecular function (GO): DNA binding
Source: RefSeq, a predicted model, not a curated record
AUGGCUCGUUCGAAAGAGCUUACACCUGCUAUUCGAGAGCGUAUCUGCGAGCUCCAUGCGAUUGGGUGGGGAUAUAGACGUAUUCACCAGCGUUAUCCCUAUAUUCCAAUCUCUACUAUUCGAUAUUCAAUUAUCAAAGAGCGUGAGAGACACGAAGGUGUCUCGAAGCCUCGAUCUGGCCGGCCAAAAAAGCUCUCAGAAGCUGAGAAAGAUCGUCUCUUGAACGCAAUUCAUGGAGACCCAAAGAUUCAAUAUGAAGAUCUCCUUGCUGAGGUAGAUUAUAAGGUUAAAAAGCGCUCUAUUCAACGCCUUCUAAAUGCUGAAAAUAUGCGGAAAUGGCGAUGUCUUUGGCGACCAUAUUUAACUGAUGAGCAUGCAGCAAAACGACUCGCCUGGGCAUAUCGCUAUCGCUAUUUCACCUCUGAAGAUUGGGCUCGAGUCUUUUGGUCCGAUGAAUGCACAGUUGAACGAGGAAUUGGUAUACGCAGAGAAUGGUCCUUUAUCCGCCCCAAAAAUCAGCCUCAAGAAGGGCAAGUCCAGGGCCUCCCGUAUAAAGGAAAACAAGUUAAACAGAUGUUCUGGGCCGCCUUUUCAGGGGCUGAACGACGGACUGGACUUAUCCCACUUUUCGGGGAUCCGAAUUCAGAACGACAAGGUGUGAAUCGCUUUGUUAUUGAGGAGUUAUAUCGCCGAAUCCUUCCUAUUCUAAUGCAGAAUGAGGAUGGGAUAUUCCAGCAUGAUAAUGCUCCUACACACACCGCACGCGUUGUCCGAGAUGCCCUAGCUGAGAUGAAUAUUGAGGUUAUGGAGUGGCCACCUCAUUCGCCAGAUUUGAAUCCUAUUGAGAAUCUUUGGGCUCUUCUUAAAGCAAAGAUUUAUGAGCUUCGACCUGAUCUUAUUCAUAUUUAUUCCGAAUGGAACUUAGUAAGCCUGUUCCACACUGUACUGACUGACCUAACCAGGGUUGUCAGUACCAGACCAUACCGCGUAUUCUGUGCCAAAUAUCACAAUAUGAAAAAUAAUGAUGAGACUAAGGUUAUUUUAGUGGACACAGCUCAGCAAGCGUGGGGUGAAUUAGAAAUACGUCAUUUUCAGCACCUUUCAGCUACUAUGCCACACCGUGUUGAAGCAAUUAUUGAGUGA